UAAACACCAUGUUCGAAAACGUUUGCUACGUCGUGUGUUGCUUCCUGAGCGUAGUUGGAUUCUUCGCGUUCCUUGAAUUUUUGUACGAUACUUUCAGAUCACCUGCUCAAAUUAUUUGGAAUUUGCUGUUCCGCAGGAGUCGUCUGACCGAGAGAUAUGGACCAUGGGCUGUUAUCACGGGUUCAUCGGAUGGAAUUGGCAGACAGUACGCCCUAAAUCUGGCUCGUGCUGGUCUGAAUGUAGUGCUUAUCUCCCGAACGGAAUCCAAAUUGCAACAGGUGGCGCAGGAGAUUCGCUCCGAGUGCAAUGUGGAAGUGAGGUGGCUUGCUGUUGACUUUUCCGAUGGACCUCAAGUGUACGAUCGAAUUCGAAUGGCGCUUGUCGGACUUGAAAUAGGAAUUUUGGUGAACAACGUGGGAUUCGUCCACGAGCAUCCGGUAACGGUGGACAAAAUCCCGAAGCAGGAAGUACUGGAAAGCUUCUCGGUGAACAUGUAUCCUACGGUGAUGUUGGUUCACAUGCUAUUACCGGACAUGAAGCGACGUGGGCGUGGCAUCGUGAUCAAUGUAAGCUCCGCGUCAGGCCAUUGCGCAUUACCGUACGGCACGGUUUAUGGUGCAUCGAAGGCCUUUCUUAAUUCGUUCAGCCAAGGAUUGCAGGAAGAACUGCAGGACAGUGGAGUGGAGUGCCAGUUGGUGAUUCCGUUGUUGGUGAACACUAAUUUGAGUGCACAGUGGCAGACGAGGUCAUUCACGAGGUCGGCUUCCGUUGAAGUGGAAGCCUUUGGGCGGACGGUAACUUGGUUGAUUGGUAAAACGGACUUUACCACCGGUUGUAGGUUCCAUGCCCUGCAGGCUACAAUACUAAAACUUUUUCCUCGUUGGUUUAUAUCGAAGGGAUUGGGGAAGUAUUUGAAAGGUGUCAAAAUUGAAGCCAAUAAGGGGAAGUAGUGAUUGAUGGCAUGUUUUAUUCAACGUGAUUGUUAUUUAUUUCACUUAGCAGGGAUCGGUUAAUGGAUGAGCUCCUUUUUGGAAAAUCGAUUAAUAUAUAAUAUUUUUUACACAAUAAUUGAUGUUUUCAUUGAAUUGCAACAGAAUUGCUGAUUAUCGUCAUUGUUUAAAAUCUGGGCACAUCGUCUCAUCGAGCAGUUCUAUAAUGUAUGAAUUUAAUUAACCAGCACAAUCAUAGGGAAAGUGGGGUAAAACAAACACCUUUCAAUUCUAUAAUAGGUAAUUCGUUACGUACUGGCAUAGAGAUUUGGAGUUUCCUUACAACUAUAUCGUCCCCAAUUCAACGCGGUGAUCGUUUAUUUCAGUGUUUCUUGGGAAUAUACAUAACCUGGGAAAAUUCUCAAAAAACCUAGGCUUGUUCAAUUAAAUUCCCAGUUCUUCCAAUCAGUGCAUCUUUUACCUUUUGAAUAGUUAACAUAAACAGAAUCUUGAUCGGUUUAUCUUAAAAAAAAAACGAACCCAGAUCAUAGUUUUCUCUCAGUUCUCCUUUGUUAGUAUAGUUCUAGUAUCAGGAAAUCUCUAUACGUAGAUUCUAAAGUAGGACAUGACAGCUGUAUGCCACGCGACCUAUGUGCCACGCGCGCUAUUAUAAUUAACUGUCUCUAAUUGAACCCGGUUUUUUACCCCAUUGAAAGGUACACAUUGAACCCGGAAUCAGCUGAGUGCGCCCUUUAGUAGACAUUUGUUUUGUCAUUUUUGUUCAGUUGUUGAUUGUUGAAACUACAAUCAACAUGAUUGUGCUGUAUCUUUUAGCAGCGAUCGGAACAUAUUGUGUAUUGAUAUGCUUAUACGAUAGCCUAAGAUCGCCAGUCAGAAUCGUAAAAAGUUUAAUUUUGCCGAAUCGUCAAUCAUUUUCCAGUAGAUAUGAAAGCUGAGCCGUGAUAACGGGUU
This is a messenger RNA of Ochlerotatus camptorhynchus, 1901 nucleotides long. Its product is annotated as very-long-chain 3-oxoacyl-CoA reductase-like. The coding region runs from base 9 to 950 and encodes 313 amino acids. The transcript is spliced from 5 exons. Gene Ontology annotation, molecular function: oxidoreductase activity. Lineage: Eukaryota; Metazoa; Arthropoda; Insecta; Diptera; Culicidae. Gene Ontology annotation, cellular component: endoplasmic reticulum. The record is from RefSeq and is a predicted model, not a curated record.